AUGGGGCUAGUUGAAGAAAUACCUAAAGGUUCGGAUCCGAACGUGUAUUUCUCAUCGUCAAUCAACUUGAAGGCGUCAAAGUCCAUGUAUAGUAGUUCUAACACUGACCAAACCAGAAAAAGAUUGGCGGCUGGUUCUUACAACUUCAAUCAAUUGGAAGCAAAUGCUCAUGACAGUUCACUAAAUGAAAACUUAAUAGAACUCAGGAAAUCUGCGAAACGCCACCAGGAAAUAGACCGUGAGAAUUAUAACGAACAUCAAGUCAAGAUUGAAUUACCCAGAUCGGGUCUUCACGUAAAUUUCAAGGGUUUUGUCAGUGAUGAUUAUCCUAUUUUCGAUUUGAUCAAUUACUCAAAUAAUGUUAAUAAAGGAGCUAACUCAAGGAGAUUUAAGCAGGGUCAGACUCCACAAACGAGAAAGAUCUUAAUUUCCAGAAAAACCAUUAACAACUACUUUGAUGAAGACAUUGAUCACGCCAAAAUAUUAAAAGGAGAUGACCUAUUUAGUAAAGUAGACAAUAACUCUUCUUUACCUGGUAAAAAAUUGUGCUCCAUUUGUGGCAGUAAUGCUCCUAACAGAUGUGUUCGCUGUGCUGUUAGAUUCUGUGGUGUUCAGUGUUUGAAUAUACACAAAGAAACAAGAUGCUCGGGGUAUUAUGGUUGA
Messenger RNA from Saccharomycopsis crataegensis, 663 nucleotides. RefSeq names its product zinc finger HIT domain-containing protein. The transcript has a single exon. The coding region runs from base 1 to 663 and encodes 220 amino acids. Gene Ontology annotation, molecular function: nucleosome binding. Gene Ontology annotation, biological process: chromatin remodeling. Gene Ontology annotation, cellular component: Swr1 complex. The record is from RefSeq and is a predicted model, not a curated record. Lineage: Eukaryota; Fungi; Ascomycota; Saccharomycetes; Ascoideales; Saccharomycopsidaceae.